UGAUAAAUUCUAGUUUCUGAUCAUCCGCGUCGCAACUUUUGACGAAACGAUUGUAGCCAUGGCGGCGGAGAAGGAGAAUAGAACUGAAGGGCCAUUGGCGAGAGACGAACUCGCUGAGUCGCUCAACGAUCUAUUCACCAGCGCAUCCGCUAUGGUCAAAUCCGAGGUUCAGGGGACGAGUGAUCUGAUGGAGCUUCUGGAGAAGAUGAAUCUUAGAGUGGCAGAAGAAUACAAGGGAUUCGGCGACGUGGCUUCGGGAUUGAAGGUUUUCGUAGAGCAAUUGAAGUCCAAGAGCGGUAACUUCGAUGAGUAUGUGCAGCAGAUUGACACGAUAGAGCAACAGGUGACUGAAUUUGAAGCCGUGAUUUCGAUGCUCGAUAAGUACGUCUCUCAAUUGGAAUCGAAAGUGCAAUUCACAUAUCAAAACCCAGCUUCAUGAACAGAACUGAAGCUACUCUUCGAUUGAAUUGUCGUCUAAUCGGUUUGUAUUGUGUGAUUUCCUUACAUCUUUUUUGUUGAAGAAAGUUUCAAAACACAUUGGUGGUAGCAUGUUAUGAGCUUUGAAGCCUUUUGAGCUUUGAGUAUGAACCCAUAAUCAUUUGCUCAA
Molecule: messenger RNA, 607 nt
Organism: Tripterygium wilfordii
Lineage: Eukaryota; Viridiplantae; Streptophyta; Magnoliopsida; Celastrales; Celastraceae
Product: biogenesis of lysosome-related organelles complex 1 subunit 2
Exons: 1
Coding region: 59-439 (126 amino acids)
Source: RefSeq, a predicted model, not a curated record